Molecule: messenger RNA, 3495 nt
Organism: Pocillopora meandrina
Lineage: Eukaryota; Metazoa; Cnidaria; Anthozoa; Scleractinia; Pocilloporidae
Source: the annotation of a GenBank genome assembly
AUGUGGUUUUCGUUCCCAGAUUUUCUAUCACCUGGCCAGAUUUCGGUCCUAUGUCUUCUUGCCUGUGUUUUUCUAACAGGAAAAGCGAUAUGGCGAAAUUAUUUUUCCAAGUUGCCCCCAGGUCCUUGGGGCAUACCAGUGAUAGGUGAGUUUGCUUUUUUUUCUAACAUUCUUAUACUCUACGCUUUUUCACUUUUUCUCCCACGUCGUUGUUCAUCACAGAAAACUCAGCAUACCCUGAAUUAACCUUCUGAAAGAUCUUUAAAAGUCAUGCAAUGGUGUUUUAUUUUACCCAAGCCCAUUAUUGUGAGUUAGUGUGAGUGCACAUUCUGAUAUUUGUAAACAUACAUUUUUUAAGACGGCUUUCUUUGAAAUCGUCUCUUUUCGAAAAAAUCGGACUGAACGACUCUGCACAGCUGAAUUAGGUAAACCGCAAAAAAUGAAGCUAUAAGAAGGGGAGGGCAAAGAAGAAGCAGCAGGAAGUGCUCGUUCAACGGAGAAACUUUUUGGUUUUAAAAUCAACCGAAAAACCUGUUUCGACUGAAGAAGUAGUACAGGUAGUGUCUCUUGCUUAAAGAGAGCUUAUGGACAUGACGAAUAUUGCAUGUUCUCUCCCGACAGUCGUGUAACUUUGUUUAUUUUGAGAUGAACUUAGAACAUGAUCUCAGAACAUGAACCUAGAGCAUGAAUCAGAGCAUGGUCUCAGAACAUGAACUUAAAAAUCUUUUACGGAGGAGCAAUUUCUGGAAUUAUCGGUCAUUAGAUGAAAAUUAACGCCAAAGAAGACGACGAGGUUUAAGUCGCCAUUUUGAAAAGGCAGACCAAGAAAUUUCGUUUUCACCUAAAAACAGUAGAAGGCGAGCCACGCCAUAAAGAUGCCAAAGCUAACCACAUCCGUGAAUCACACAUUGAGGUCACGAGAAUUAAGGAAAUGAUCACGAUCUAAAGAAUCUCUCGAUUGCUAAACAAAUUUAACUGUCAGCACUUCAAGUAAUGCAUAAAGUACAGUAUGGAGAGUGUGCACACUGCGUUAGGGUGUAAAGCGUCAAACACGAGUCUUGACAAGCACAGGAACUUCACGUCAUAUGCUGGGUAAAGCUGGAGAGCAAUCGGCAAGGGUGAACUAUCACGGUCGGGCUAUCAGGGCUGGGCUAUCAGGGCUAUUUUACCAAUGGGCUUCAUCUCCUAGGACACGUGGAUUUUUAAAGGAAACCUCCUAUGUACGAAUAUCUAGGUCUAGUUUGAACCGCAAUCUGUUUCGACUCGAACCAUAGCGUUUCAAGACUGUAGGUCUUAAUCGAUUAGCGUUGAGUUACUUUGAUAACUUAUUUUGUCAUUGCUGUCCUUGCUACUCACCAAGUAUGAGCACCAUGCCACAAUCGGACUUAAAUAGCUAUGAAGUGUAAAAAUUUUCAUACUUUAGAUGUACUUUGAUGAUAACCUUUAUGUUCAGGCUGAGAUAGACCAUGAUAAGGUUAGCAUGGCAUGCAAUGUGACACUUAUUUCUACUUUCACAAGAGUGAGCCAAGAUACAGGAAACCUAAACAAUCGACGACAGAGCCGAUAACUCCGGUAAAUUGGCUACCGUAAAGAGUUUUAAAACUGACGUUUCUAGCGUUAGCCCUUAGUCAGAGCAAUGACAAAGGGUUAUCGCUCGAUGUCAGCUUUGAAAUUCUUUACGGUGGCCAAUUUACGUUAUCAACUCAUUCGAUUAUACUAAAUUACCCUUUUAUACUCUCCCUCCGACGCAGCACCACAGUUUUUUCGAAACUUACCCCUUUUAUUCAAUCGACGACAGACUAGAGUUUCAAGUCCCAGUUUUAUUUGUAUCUUUCACAUCCAUAGUAGUGUACUGUUCACAUGUCUUUACUUAAAGGUGUGUGCAACAAAGACAACUGGUUUGGAACAAAAAUUUCCCUUCUUUCAACUUCCAUUAAUUCGUCUCGGAAGCAGUGGCACAGUGAGACUCAUAUUACCCAAACCGGUGUAUUUGUUGCUAUUCCAACUCAAUGUUACCUUUUUUUUUUAGUAGUGUAGUUUUGUUGUGGUGUUGAUCAUUUCUGCCAUGUUACAACAGGUGCGAUGUUCCGUUUGGGAAAAAAUCCCCAUAUUGAGUUCACCAAGAUGGCGCAGCAAUACGGGGACGUGUUCAGUCUGAUGCUUGGGAAUCGCCUGGUGGUGGUGCUAAAUGGACUCGAUACAAUUCAAGAGGCCCUUGUAAAGCAUUCCACAGCCUUUGCUGGGAGACCACAGCUCCACACUUUUAAACUUGGCAAUCGUGAGGGCACCAGUCUCACCCUGAGUGAUUACACUCCACAGUGGCGUCUAACCCGUAAGAUCAGUGCCUCCGCGAUGCAGAAUUUUGCAAAGGAUAAAAGCAACUUGGAAGAAAAAUUGUUGAAGGAAUGUAAUCGCUUGGUCUUCUGCAUUAAACAACAGAAAGGCAAACCCUUUGAUCCUCUAUUAACCUUCAAGUUUGCCACAGGAAACAUUAUUCUUAAUGCACUCUUUGGAGUGAAUCUCUCAUACCAAGAUGAAGCUAUUGGUAGAAUACUUCACCUUUCCGAGAGCUUUGGAAAAGCUUUAAAGAGCAACAGCCAUGUGGAUUUUUUCCCUUUCUUGAAGUAUCUUCCCAAUAAGUCACUCUCCGAUUUUGUAUCUUUAAUGAAGGAAUCCUUUGAUCGCGUUGCUGAGAUGUUCAUGCAGAACAAAGAGAGCUACACCGAAGGGCACGUUCGUAACGUGGGUGACAGUUUCUUCAAUGUUCUCGAGAAAGAAAUGAUGAAAGAGAAAGAGAAUGGACCAGUUACAGAGAACACCCACGAAAUAGCUCCUCUGCUCGAUGAUAAGCAGAUCAUCUCAGCUAUAACAGAUCUCUUCGGUGGGGCCUUUGACACGUCGUCCACAACUCUUACCUGGGCCCUGGCGUACCUGAUCAAGUAUCCUGACAUCCAGCGUCAACUCCAAGUCGAACUAGACCACGUAGUUGGACGAGAACGCCUUCCCAUUCUUGAGGACCUGGCCUCGCUUCCCCUACUCCAAGCCACAGUCUACGAGCUUCUGAGGGUAACGAGCCUUGCUCCUCUCUCAGUGCCCCGUUCAACGACCAAGGAGACGAAAAUCCGCGACUUUGUUAUCCCGAAAGACACGAUGGUCCUUGUUAACCUGUGGUCUGUGCAUCGCGAUCCAGGAAUCUGGAAAGAUCCGCAUGUUUUUAAUCCAUGGCGCUUCCUGAACAGUGAUGGUGAGCUGAUCGAUCCAAAGUCAUUUGGAGGGUUCCUUCCAUUCUCUGCAGGUCGUCGAAAAUGUCCUGGAGAAUCACUGGCCUUAAGAACAAUCCCCGUCCUUCUUGCAACACUGCUUCACAGCUUCCGAUUUUCACAGGAAGGUUUGUCGAGUGUGUAUCAAGGCAUUAAUCUUGAAGGUAAUUUUGGUCUCACUUUAACACCUGAGACGUUCUAUGUACGAAUUGAAGAACGGAAGAAAACGGAGUGA